Pipra filicauda (Wire-tailed manakin) is the source of this 1676-nucleotide messenger RNA. RefSeq names its product nuclear cap-binding protein subunit 2. Gene Ontology annotation, cellular component: nuclear cap binding complex. The coding region runs from base 63 to 569 and encodes 168 amino acids. The record is from RefSeq and is a predicted model, not a curated record. Lineage: Eukaryota; Metazoa; Chordata; Aves; Passeriformes; Pipridae. Gene Ontology annotation, biological process: mRNA cis splicing, via spliceosome. Gene Ontology annotation, molecular function: RNA cap binding. The transcript is spliced from 4 exons.
GGCCGGGAUCGAGGCCCGGGAGGGAGGCCCGGGAGCGGGGCCCGGGCGGGCGGGAGGGCGCGAUGUCGGGGCUCCUGCACACCACGCUGAGCGGGCUCAACAGCGACUCGUACUGCGAGAUCAGCCAGUACCGCGACCAGCACUUCAGGGGCAGCAGGCAGCUGCAGGAGAAGUCCCUGAAGAUCUCCUCCACGCUGUACGUCGGCAACCUGUCCUUCUACACCACCGAGGAGCAGAUCCAGGAGCUCUUCUCCAAGUGCGGGGAUGUCAAGAGGAUUGUCAUGGGUCUGGACAAGAUCAAGAAGACCCCCUGUGGCUUCUGCUUUGUCGAAUACUACACGAGGGCAGAUGCCGAGCACGCCAUGCGGUUCAUCAACGGCACGCGGCUGGACGACCGCAUCAUCCGGACCGACUGGGAUGCUGGGUUCAAGGAGGGGAGGCAGUAUGGGAGAGGAAAGACUGGAGGACAGGUGCGAGAUGAGUACCGGACAGACUACGAUGUGGGAAGAGGUGGCUUUGGCAAGAUCAUUCAGAUGCAGAAGGCAAAUCACCAGCCUGCAAUCUAUUAACUGCUGUGUGGUUCCUAGGUCAUAGAGGGCUCUGUCCUUCCAGAGCUAGCCCUGUUGUCGCAUUUGGGAUCGGGGUAUGGAGUGAGAUCCAAGUUCCAGCAAAAGGUGGCCCUCCUUAGACUGUGGAUAUACAUGUAUUCAUUCUCCCUUCCUUCUGAGCUAGAGAGGAUGUUCUGUGCUGAUACGGGGCAACAAGGGAAAAAAAAAGGACAGCUCUGCAGGAUUCUGGGCAAGAAGAAGUGCAGCAUGUCACACACACCUUAUGCUAUGACAUCCUCUUCAUGUUGCAGCUAAAGCAGGUGGCUUCCUCCAAGCUGCAACUGCAGCCAUGGUUGCUUUCAAAUGGGACAUUUUAAGAGCUUAGCACCAUCUGAGCCCUCCAGGUGCCUCGUGGGGAUGCACAAGAGAUUCAGGUUUCUGAUUUACAACCUCACCUGCUUAAAAAGCAGUAUCACUGUUUGGAUGAGAGACGUGGAACAAGUCUUAUUAUCCACUUGGAGGUGCUUGUCUGCACAUCUAGCCCUUUGUUUGGUCAGGGCCUGCAGAGCAUUUCUCUUUGUGAUGCCCCAGCGCUGCCUGGCUUUUCAGAUCCUUGCUGUUCAGUGUGAUUUUGUUAAAAAGUUUCUGUUAAUUUUUUAAAUAAACAGUUGUAUUGGCUCUGGCUGAGGUGAAGGUAAUUUUACCCCAGCAGCCCUCAUGGACCUGUGCUUUGUAUUGGUAGCUAGAAAGCUGGUUGAUAACACACCAGUGUUUUGUCUACUGCUGAGCAGUGUUCCCACAGCAUCAAGGCUAUCUCUAACAUUCUCCCCUCACCAGCAGGCUGGGGGGGGGGGGGCAAGAUCUUGGGAGGGGGCAGAGCCAGCACAGCUGACCCAACCUGAGCAAUGGGAUAUUUUGCUCAGCAAUAAAAGCUAAGAGAAAGGAGAAGGGGGACAUUCCUUAUGAAAACAUCUUUCUUCUGGAGCAGCUGCUGUGUGUACUGAAGCCCUGCUUCCUAGGAAGUGGCUGGACAUCUCCUGCUGGUGGGAAAUCAAGAAUAAAUAUUUAGUUUUCCUUUGCUUCCACAGGCGACCUUGCUUUUGCUUGAUUAAACUGCCUUUAUCUUGA